AUGAAAGCUGAAAUCAAAGACACAAGGAAGUACUGCAAAUUUCAUGAAGAUUAUGGGCACGAAACAGAUGGGUGCCGAGACCUAAAAGUGGAGAUAGAGAGAAUGAUAGAUGUAGGCGAGCUGAGGAAGUUUAUAGCUCACAAGACAAAGAGCAGUGAUAAGGGAGAGAAGAGGAGUAGGGACGACAAAGGGAAGGAAAAGGAAGAAGAGAGGCCAUCCAAAAUUCUGGGAACUAUACACAUGAUCAAUGGAGGAGGACAUAACAGUUCGACUAUUAGAAAAAAACAAAGGAGAGAAGUGAUGAAUAUCAGAGAAACGCACAUGCCAUCAGUGAUUUUUUACGUUGAGGAUUACGAGCAUGUGAAAGCACCUCAUAAUGACACUCUGGUGGUAACAACCAUCAUCAAAAAUUGGAACAUGAAUAAGGUUGCGCCGAGUACAGAUCCCGUUAUCCGGACUCGGAGGCCCCUCAAUCAACCAACUAGAUGUCGUCUCACUGGAAGUCAUAAUCGGCCCGGAAAGGGGGAUCAACAAGAAGGUCAUGCCCUAUUUAACAUAGUGGGUAUGGAACUGACAUAUAAUGCCAUCCUCGGGAGACCAUUCCUCUACGAUUCAGCUGCAGUAACCAGCAUAAGAGCCCUGGCAAUGACAGUACCGACUGAGAAGGGAGUAGUAACGCUGAGAGGUGACCAGAACAUCGCCAAAAAAUGCUACGACGAGUCUGUUGUAGAUUUUCAAGAAAACAAAACAGAGAAGAAAGGAGAGUAG
Messenger RNA from Mercurialis annua (annual mercury), 768 nucleotides. RefSeq lists its product as uncharacterized. The record is from RefSeq and is a predicted model, not a curated record. Bases 1 to 768 code for a protein of 255 amino acids. The transcript is spliced from 2 exons. NCBI's taxonomy places the organism in Eukaryota, Viridiplantae, Streptophyta, Magnoliopsida, Malpighiales, Euphorbiaceae.